This is a messenger RNA of Clonostachys rhizophaga, 636 nucleotides long. The record is from the annotation of a GenBank genome assembly. NCBI's taxonomy places the organism in Eukaryota, Fungi, Ascomycota, Sordariomycetes, Hypocreales, Bionectriaceae.
AUGAGUUCUCAAUCCGAUGUACCAGUCUUUCACUAUCUCGCCCUCGGACGGCUCGGCCGGGGUGAAGUUCUCAAUCUAUUUCUAAAGGAUGCUGGCGUCGAGUUCAAAGAGAUUCGGUACCCUUACGACGAGACAUGGCCGGCCCAAAAAAAGAAGUUACAAGAGGAAGGCAUUACCAAAACAGGUUUAUUGCCCGCACUUGAGUACAAGGGAUCAAUCUAUACCCAGCACAUCCCGACCCUGCGCUUCCUUGCGCGGGAAUUCGGCGGCUAUGAUGGUGAAACAAGCCAAGAAAAAUAUCUCGUGGAUGCCGUGGCAGAUAUCUACAUUGACUGGCGGACACAGUGGGUUGCUGCGUUGAAGGGAGUAACGAACGAGUACAAGACUGAAUUUCUCCCGAACUACUAUGCCCAGAUUGCCCAAUACUAUUCCCAAAAUAAGGGACCUUAUCUUCUGGGAGACAAAAUCACAUACGUUGACUUUGCAGUCUACCAGUCAAUUGAUAACGAUAUGAGGAUUGGAUCGAUCCCUUUGCCUUCUAAACUUCCAGACGAGCUUGUUCAGCUUAUUGAGACAAUCAAUAAACGGCCAAAUAUUGCCCAGUACCUUGAGAAAAACAAGUUUACUCCUACAUAA